Messenger RNA from Hemicordylus capensis (graceful crag lizard), 2007 nucleotides. It is a transcript of the gene MAJIN, whose product is annotated as membrane anchored junction protein. The coding region runs from base 407 to 1219 and encodes 270 amino acids. The transcript has 11 exons. Gene Ontology annotation, cellular component: nuclear inner membrane. The record is from RefSeq and is a predicted model, not a curated record. Gene Ontology annotation, molecular function: DNA binding. Gene Ontology annotation, biological process: meiotic attachment of telomere to nuclear envelope; homologous chromosome pairing at meiosis. Lineage: Eukaryota; Metazoa; Chordata; Lepidosauria; Squamata; Cordylidae.
GUGAACAUGGGCCCCCGCUCCCCUAGCUAUGCCUCAGCAUGUCAUAAUCCAACCCUGCAUCCACCACCAAUACCAGUUCCAAGGCUGACACUUGUAUUCCUCUGUUCUUUUUCUUUCUGAUGUUGAAGAUUAAUAAAGGACAUUUUAAUAGGAGGAGGGGCAUGAAAGAGGGAAGUAGCUAGCAGCAGCCUGGUUUUCUCUGCCUGAGAUAGCUGUGCUUCCUUGUUUUUAUACCUAGCUGGGAACUCCAUUUGAGAGGAGAAAGUUAUGCUUCAAUCACAAGGCAUUAUGUUUCUCUUUACACACAGACCUGUGCAUACUUGCAUGUUUGGACACUUACCUCAGACUGAGGAACAAGAAAGGCUGGAAUUCUGAACACACAUCUUUAAAAGCUUUUACAUAUCCAAUGCCAGAGACAAGAUUUUUUCAUGUUGGAAAGGAUGUAUAUAAAUUUAAGAUCAAAUAUGGCAACACUAUAAGUGCUAGUAUUGACUUCCAUGAAAGUGUUGUCAAUGAAGAACUAGAGGAGGCCAUUCGAGUAAUACUUGGAAAUCUUAAAAAUUUACACCCAUUUACUACUGAACACUUGGUCAUAUUUCCAUAUUUAAACAGAUGGGAAAGAGUGUCAGACUUAAGAUUCAAGCAUGGUGAUACAUUUCUUAUUCCCUAUCCCUACGUCUGCAGUAUGUAUGUAGAAUUAAAUUCAUGGCAGCAAAAUGUGUUUUGGGGUAAAGCAGAUCAUGGGGAUAUCUGUAACUCUGCCAACAGCAGAGACAACCUGAAGACCAUGGACACAGCAAGAGCUAGUAAGUGGAGAAGUCUGGAAGACACAGUAGCAAUUUCACAUUCACAGCAACAUGUGGACAGAUAUGUAGCAAAAAAUGCAACCUGUAUUUAUGAUGCAACAAAGCCAAAAGUUGGAAGAGUGAGACUUCAAAAUGACAUGAUUCAUCCAACACAGAAUCAACCAGAAGAAAUUCAGUAUCAGUAUUGUAGAACCACCACUAACAGUGGAUAUGACAAUCAGAGUUUGUUAGGGGAACAUGUGCAACAUGUCAGGACAGAUAAUAGCCGGCAGGAAGGACAAGAGCCAAUCCCACCAGAGAGAGCAGAGGAAAAUGUGGAGUUAAAAAACAGAGGCUUUUUAGAGUUAUUGAAAAGCACUCUCCUUCCACCAUUACUCCAGCGCAUAUUUAGUGGAAGCAGUCAAGCCCCCUGAGGUAUUAUUUCUGUGGAAAGAUAGAACUGUAUCUUUAAAAUUAUAAGAAGUUUCUAGAAGAUCUAAAUAUUUUAACUCAGUGCAAUUAUUUCAGAAGUGGGAGAUGUUUAAAGCUCUCCUGUAUUUUGUUUAUCUGCUCAUUUUAACUUAAAACACUUAAGAUAAAACUAUGGUUGACUCAUUGUAAAGUUUAUUCAGGUAUAUCAAUAUUUAAAUGGUUAGAAAGUGAGUAUAUGUAAUAUAAAUAUUUAAAUGGUUAAAAAGUGAGUAUAUGAAUUCAUAAUUAUUCCGUUUAAGAGGUUGCAGUAACAUUUCUACUGGAAUAAACUAUCAUUUGCUGUCACUAAGGCUUGACUGGCUAAUGUUUUUCAAUAUUCAAACUUGAAGUGUAAAAUGGAUUGUCAAAAUAUCCACUGUGACCUCUAGUAUAUUAAUGCCAUUAAAUUCCCUCCAUGUAUAUCAGAGCCAUCUUUUAGAAAAUUACGAGGUUUUGGUUUAAAGAUUGCUAAUUGUGGUGAUUUCAAUAUUUUACUUUCAAGUUAAAAACCAGGCUCAAUUUCUGGUUCUGACAAUGUGUAACUUCUAGUCACUGAAUCAUCUUCCUUCAUUUGUUCAAAGGUUAAUGGGAGUACCAAGCAUUUAUCUCUCUGAAGGUGUCUAAUAUACCAGAGACUCCCAUGGUUCUCACAUAAUACAGAGAACAUUGUUGGUGCACAAAGUAUGUACCUGCAAAUUUCUGUAGCAUGUAACCACCCUCAGUAUCGCAAUAAACACUCUCCACUCCCUCA